Messenger RNA from Bolinopsis microptera, 2167 nucleotides. RefSeq lists its product as uncharacterized. Bases 1016 to 2167 code for a protein of 383 amino acids. Lineage: Eukaryota; Metazoa; Ctenophora; Tentaculata; Lobata; Bolinopsidae. The transcript is spliced from 6 exons. The record is from RefSeq and is a predicted model, not a curated record.
AUGAACCAGUUUUCACAGAAAAAAGACCGUCCGUAGGUGGUGAAUAGCCACAUCCUUCACGAGGUGACCCCGUUCUCUGCAUUUUAUUUUACCCUACUUUUUGACUUAUAUUUUUAUUUUCCAAUGCAGAGGUUACUAAAUACGGCGGAUCGGUUAUAAAAUACUUAGUACUAUAUAAAGGCUUAAAAACAGACCUCUUAUCACAAAACUAUUAGCAUGAGCGAACUGACUUUUAAUGUAACACGAGCCUUGAAUGACUCUGUCAUUGAAUUUAAGGUUAGAGCCCCUGAAACACAGUUCAACGGAACCCCUGAAGAAGGGUUGGAGGUGCUCUUGGGGGGUGUUGACAUGAUAAUAGAGCGCUUCAUGCAACGACGGAACUGUUUCAAGUUCCAUGUCACUUUGGACGGGGUAUUUCAGAAACAUAUAAACGGUGAAGAGCAGACAUUUGGUUUCAAGACACGAGCAACUGUGUGUCUGAGAUCAUCAAACAAGGAUGAGAUGAUCAAUGAAGUUCGAAACAAAAUCUUGGAUUCAUACGAGUCUUUUCAAGGAAUGGGUUGGUAAAGUUUUCUAAUUUUUAUUUCAUUAACCUCCAACUACCUUGACCCUAAUCAAACCAAGUUGAGUUAUGUUACAAUUGCAGAUACAAAGAUUAUUACAAAUAAUCUCAACAGGUAGCGGUUGGAUAUGGAGACGAUGGCAAAUGGUUACAGUGCUCGUCAUAAAGUACAACCCUGUAUCAGGAUGAUUGAUUGAGUGAUUGAUUAGGGGUCUAUAUAGGGACCACUAUAAUGUUGAAAAUUGUUGUUUUAUAUCUUACUAAUUUCAAUUAACUUUGAGAACUUUCAAUAGUUUAAAACCAAAAAUCAAUAACAAGAGUGAUUGAAAUUAAAAAUGUAGAUAGAAGACAUAUUGCAUUUAAGUUUGAAUUAUGACGUGAUUUAAGAACAUAAUUAUCCAUGUUAUAUAUAACACUCUAUAUAACAUUAUAUAAACUCUCUUAAAUUCUAGAAUGUCGACUUACUUGCCAACUCCCAAACUGUUGAAAAAGAGAAGAUGUCUGUUGAACAUACGGAAUAAAGAUGACCAAUCAUUCCUUUAUUGUAUUGUGGCUGCUUUGAAAAGACCUGAUAGAAACCCAACACGACCUGGAUUCUAUAAGCGUUAUGUCAAGAAACUAAUCACGACAGGAAUCAACGCACCAAAACGGUUGGAGGACAUCCCCCUGUUUGAGAAACAAACCUGUAUAUCCGUCAAUGUUUUUGGUUACAGUGAGAGCGAGCUAAGAACACACAUUUUCCCUAUUUACACGACGAACUUCAAGUUUAAGAGGAUAGUACAUCUGAUCAGUUUGACAGAAAGAAAUAAAACACAUUAUGUUCUGAUCAAAUCCCUAUCAACAUUUUUGAGAUUGGUCACGAAAUACGAGAAAAGAAUGUUGACAUGUGAAAGAUGUUUUAGAAGGUUCACAUCCAAACGUUUUUUUGAAAAGCAUGCAACGUUCUGUGAGACAGGAGAACCCGCUGUCUUCAUGCCUGAAGACCCUGUAUUGAAAUUCAAAAACUUUCAAUACAAAUUUCCCUGUCCUGUGGUCAUGUAUGCCGAUUUUGAAGCCUAUCAGAUCAGCAUGAACGAGAGCACCGGUUCAAAAAGCUCAAACAUCGCUGAACAAAAACCAACAGGGUUCGCAUACAUGAUUGUGUCACCUCAUGAUGUUCUUUGUAGACCAUUGAAGUUAUAUAGAGGUGAAGAUGCAGCCGCAAAGUUUGUAGACUGUUUGAUAAAUGAGUGUUACGACAUAGAGGAUAUACUCAACGAGGUGAAACCGAUGGAGUUCACAGACGAUAACAUGGUGCAAUUUCAAACAGCAACCAACUGCUCAAUCUGUAAACAAAGCUUAAUUUGGAGCGAUUUGAACAAUCCUGUUGUUCGCGAUCACUGUCAUAUUUCAGGUUCAUUUCGUGGUGCCGCUCAUUCUCAAUGUAAUUUGAAGGCUUGUCAACAAAAGAGGUUGUUUGUCUACUUUCACAAUGGGAAGGGUUACGACAAUCAUUUCAUUCUAACAGCUUUAGCUGAUGACAAGAGAACGGGUACCAUAGAGGUUAUUGCCAAUACUGCUGAGAAAUAUAUGUUUUACUGCGAUGUGGCCCUCGCAGCUCAGUGA